AUGUGCACAAUUUUCAAAAGUGGUGAAGUCAACCAGGUUGGGCGUAGCAAUGUAUUUGCGCUUGAUCGGCAACUAGUGCUACCAACAUGCGAGCGUCCUUUACCGCUUGCUUCAAAUGUGGAAUUUCAACAACUCCCGGAACCGACUGCAGGACAGAGCGAGGCUAGGAAGGUGCAGCUACUUGCAAUAAACACAACUGCGCCCUUGACCAUCAUAGACUGGAUAGGAUUGAGCGGCUCAGUGUUCUAUUCAAAAGAUAUCUCAAAAAUGCCUGAUGCCAUAUCUCAAAAAUGCCUCAAAAAUGCAGUUAACCACGGCAGUUUGAAUGACAGUGAAGCACAUAAACUUGACUUUAGACUUGUGUUUGCGAAGGAACCAAAUCCGGAAUGUGUCUCAAUUCCAGUCUUUCAAAGAGCAAGUCAACGCAGACUCUACUUUGGUGACGUCUACAACGUGACCGGAUAUACCUUCCUGGAUGCGUACGCAUUCACCGACCGCUGUGCUUGUGCAGGAAUUUGCUGUGGACAAGUGUCCAUAUUCGAGAGAUUCGCGUAUGGCAGCUACCAUUACUUCCACCAGUCAUCAGUUGGACUGAUUACCGAAGUGAACCAGACCCUGUACAUUGCUGGCAUUCUGAAUGCCGAGAACAGAACAGUCUUGGGCAUGAGCAAAACUGGUUGCUAA
Molecule: messenger RNA, 684 nt
Organism: Cylicocyclus nassatus
Lineage: Eukaryota; Metazoa; Nematoda; Chromadorea; Rhabditida; Strongylidae
Source: the annotation of a GenBank genome assembly